GAAAAUUGGACCAAGUUUGAUGGGUGGAAAACUUAGCGCGGAAACCUGGUCCAGGUGUGGUACGGCCACGCUCCCAAGUCCCAACGAAGCGCUACUUAAAAGCGGAUGAAAUGAAGAAUUAGUGAGAAAGCGAAAAGGAAUAAAGGGAAAGAUAGAGAGAUAAAAAACGAGGAAACAAAACAGGGAGAGAGAGAGAGAGAGAGAGUGUGUGUGAGAGUGAAUGAUGGAUUUUGUAUCUCUGUUCUUUCCCUUUUUCAUUGUAAAGCUCGUCAUCAAAUUAAAGUAUCCCAACUCCAUGAUCAUCAGGAGUCUCUUCCACGCCACCCUUCAUCAAAAUCACCACCACCACCACCACCACCACCAUUAAUUUGUCUCCACUUUGCUCAAAUCCUAAUUCAACCCAGUUCCUCCUGCAUCCACGCUUAAAAUCGUUUCCAUUUUUCUUCUUUUGUUGUCCCACGCGGCUUUAAUCUAGUUUUCAAUUUUAAACCAACAAGAUUUCAAAAACUGUUUUCUGGCUUUUCAAUCCGUUUUUAAGUACGUGCAAAGGCUAACGCUAUACAUUUUCUAAAGGCUAGCCAAACUUUUUAGCACGUUUAUCCAAUAAUGGAAGUGUAGUAUUUGAUUCUUUCCCCCCACUUUGUUUCCACUUUGUAACGCCAUUUUAUCCACAAUUGUCUCAAUUACACUGCAAUAGAGUUCGAAUUUGGCACUUUUUUUUUUAUAUUCUGGCUCUCUGUAAUUUGAAGAGCGAUGCCGGGCUUAGUUUCAGUGAAAACCCCAUCUCACGCUGCAUCACCAUCUCCCAUUUUCGUCUCCGCAAGCCACCAGCAGCAGACCCAGAAGAACCAGCACGUCAACGGCACCAAUGGCUAUACCAAGUCCCCAUCGCCGUCCAAUCCACGGCCCAGACCCUCCAGGAAGAUCCCCGAAAAGCUAGCCGUCGACGAGUCCUCACUCGACAACCCGGAUCUCGGUCCGUUUCUCCUGAAGCACGCCCGGGACAUGAUUGCGUCGGGUGUGAACCCGAAUAAGGCUUUGGAUUACGCGAUUCGGGCGUCCAAGUCGUUCGAAAGGUGCUCGGGUCCGGGUUUGGAGCUGGCAAUGAGCUUGCACGUUGUUGCGGCGAUAUAUUGUAAUUUAGGCAAAUUGGAAGAGGCGGUCCCAGUUCUGGAGCGGUCAAUUAAUGUUCCGAUUAUUGAAAACGGGUCGGACCAUGCACUGGCCAAGUUUUCCGGUUAUAUGCAACUUGGUGACACGUAUUCGAUGCUGGGGCAGCUGGACCAGUCCAUUUCAUGUUACGAUGCGGGUCUUAAGAUCCAGAUGGAGGCUCUGGGUGAGUCGGACUCCAGAGUUGCAGAAACUUGCAGGUACCUUGCUGAGGCCCAUGUCCAAGCAAUGCAAUUUGACGAGGCAGAGAACUUCUGCAAGAAGACCCUUGAAAUUCACAGGGAGCAUAAGGCACCGGCAUCCCUUGAGGAAGCAUCUGACCGGCGUCUUAUGGCUCUCAUCUGUGAAGCAAAGGGAGAUUAUGAAACUGCACUUGAGCACCUUGUUCUUGCUAGUAUGAUAAUGAUUGCCAAUGGAGAAGAAAUUGAGGUUGCAACUAUUGAUGUCAGCGUUGGCAACAUUUACGCAUCUCUCUGCCGCUUUGAUGAGGCUGUAUUUUCCUACCAGAAAGCACUUACAAUCUUCAAAUCCAUAAGGGGAGAAUAUCACCCUUCUGUGGCAUCAGUCUUUAUUCGCCUUGCCGACUUGUAUUAUAAGACGGGCAGGCUGCGAGAAUCCCAAUCCUACUGUGAGAAUGCCUUGAGGAUAUACAUAAAACCUUUACCUGGAAUCACAGCUGAGGAUAUCGCCAGUGGAUUGACUGAAAUAGCAUCCAUAUAUGAAGCUGUGAAUGAGCCUGAGGAGGCAAUGAAACUCUUGCGGAAGGCAAUGAAGUUGUUGGAGGAUUCCCCUGCACACCGUGGCACAAUUGCAGGAAUAGAAGCACAAAUGGGUCUGAUGUUCUACAUGGUUGGAAGGUAUGCAGAAGCUCGGAACUCUUUCGAGAGUGCUAUAGCCAAGCUUCGUGCUAAUGGGGAGAGGAAAUCAGCCUUCUUUGGAAUUGUGCUGAACCAGAUGGGGUUGGCUUGCGUACAGCUAUACAAAAUAGAUGAAGCCAACAGACUGUUUGAAGAAGCGAGGAAGAUAGUAGAGCAGGAGUAUGGUCCAUGCCACUCGGAUACGCUUGGAAUAUAUAGCAACCUUGCAGCCACUUAUGAUGCCAUGGGAAGCUUGGAAGAUGCAAUUAAGAUACUGGAAUACAUCUUGAAGGUGAGGGAAGAAAUGCUUGGGACGGCAAAUCCUGAUGUUGAUGAUGAAAAGAAAAGGCUGGCUCAGCUGUUGAAAGAAGUGGGAAGAGCUCGGAAUAGAAAGGGAAAAUCGCUUGAGAAUCUUUUUCAUUCCAACUCCCAAAGAAUGAAAGAGGGAACAAAGAGGUGGUCAGCUUUUGGUUUCAAAACUUGACUGCAGUAUGCCCCUGCGUCUCUGCUCUCCUUUUUCCCUUGGCUGACUGCAGUUUGUCUAAAUGGAGGCUUCUUGCUUCUUGAUAUUUGAUCUUCAUUUUUUUUUUUUUAGCUCUAUGUUAGUGUUGUGAUAUUUAAUCUGUUCAAAUUGUAUUUGGACCUUGUUAUGCAUGCUUAUUAGAAUUCUGUUUC
Messenger RNA from Ziziphus jujuba (common jujube), 2702 nucleotides. Its product is annotated as protein KINESIN LIGHT CHAIN-RELATED 1-like. The record is from RefSeq and is a predicted model, not a curated record. Lineage: Eukaryota; Viridiplantae; Streptophyta; Magnoliopsida; Rosales; Rhamnaceae. Gene Ontology annotation, molecular function: protein binding. The transcript has 3 exons. The coding region runs from base 754 to 2511 and encodes 585 amino acids.